AUGUCUCAGGAAUCCGGCAUCACGCUUUACACGACUCAGACGCCUAAUGGCAUCAAGAUCUCCAUUACCUUGGAGGAGAUAGGCAUCCCCUACAAAGUCGAAAAAAUCGAGAUAUCCAAAAACACACAAAAAGAAGACUGGUUCCUCGCCAUCAACCCCAACGGCCGCAUCCCCGCCUUGACCGACACCUUCACCGACGGGCAGCCGAUCCACCUCUUCGAAUCAGGCAGCAUAAUGCAGUACCUGGUCGAGCGCUACGACACGGAUUACAAAAUCAGCUUUGCUAAGGGUACCCGCGAAUGGUACGAAAUGAACAACUGGCUGUUUUUCCAAAACGCCGGCGUCGGCCCCAUGCAAGGGCAAGCCAAUCAUUUCACGCGAUACGCUCCGGAGCAUAUCGAGUACGGUGUAAACAGGUACCAGACUGAGACGCGCCGUCUCUACUCUGUGCUGGACAAGCAUCUUGCUUCCGACAACAGGCCCUACCUGUGCGGAACCAAGUGCACCAUUGCCGAUAUUGCCCACUACGGUUGGGUUGCCGCAGCCGGAUGGGCCGGUAUCGAUAUUGACCGCUUCCCAGCACUCAAGGCCUGGGAAGAGCGCAUGACGUCAAGGCCUGGUGUAGAGAAAGGCCGUCACGUGCCUGACCCUCACACCAUCAAGGAAACGCUCAAGAACAAGGCCAAGUUGGAGGAGAAGGCUGCCCAAAGUCGGGAGUGGGUGCAGGCCGGCAUGAAGGAUGAUGCCGAGAAGCAGAAAUAGACAGUAGAUACGCGCUCAUGUACACACGGGAUCUUCGUUCCAAGGACUUUCCGACAUUGGCUUGGUGCAAACGGCGAACAUUCUAGUGUUGUACUUUUGAAAUUUGGUUGCUAGCUGAAAAAAAAGGUGUUUCGGAUGUGUGUUUCCGGCAAGGUCUGUUACACAAAAC
This is a messenger RNA of Exserohilum turcica Et28A, 931 nucleotides long. RefSeq lists its product as uncharacterized. NCBI's taxonomy places the organism in Eukaryota, Fungi, Ascomycota, Dothideomycetes, Pleosporales, Pleosporaceae. The transcript is spliced from 6 exons. Bases 1 to 762 code for a protein of 253 amino acids. The record is from RefSeq and is a predicted model, not a curated record.